CGCGGCCGGGAGGAGCGUGGCACGUCCCGGCCAGGCCGCAGGGGAGCGGGUAGAGCCGUUGUCUUGGCAGGUUGCAGAGGCUGAAUUUACUGGAAGAUAAAACAAUCUGUGUGAUCGCGGAAAGGUCACGAAAGAAAGAGAUUGGUUAGUUAAGCCGGCUCGGGGUGUGCUUGUGUGGAGCGAGUGGGAGAAGGUGCUGGGGCGGGACACCCGUGUUGCCAGAGCACAUGGUGCAGCUUGGGCAUUUCCAUUUGGUCCUGUAGCUGCGUGGGACACACUGCUGACAGCAGGGUUUGAUUUCGUUUUUAGGGAAGAUGUAUUUUAAAUCAUAUUAGACCAGCUUUCCUGUUCAGCUGUGUCUGUGCUAUAGCAAUUCCUGAUCUUGGUCUCAACCUGUGGACUGACUUGAACUCAGCCUAGUUUCAUUGCUAUGGCUCUGCCUUGGUGGUUGCUGGGCCUGGUCCUAAACAUGACUGGAUUUUGCUCCUGGCUUCACCUUGGACCUCUCUCUUCAUCCUGAUACUGCUUAUGAUCUGAAUUCUUGGCUGAAUGUGAUCUCUGUCUUCAGGUCUGUGCUGCUUUGGUGCUGUAAGAGCACAUCCUGGAUGGCAGGGUCUCUGCCCUCCCAGUUUUGUCUCCCAGCUCGCCUUACCCUUCGGAAAUAAUCCUGUUCUUGCUGAUCCCUGACAAUCUUAAACACCAGGUUCACCCUUAAGUUACCUGAAUGCUUGCUAAUUUAAAGGGGGUGGAAAUAUGCCCUAAUUAGAAACCUAUUUCAAAGGUGGAUCAGACCUUCUCCCCUUUCACACAGUAGCUUUCACAUCCUUUUCCUGACCCUCACUACUAGCGGGUUCAUAGCUGUGAGCUUCCUACAGGAAAAAUAGAUAAUUCUCUCCCUGCUACCUGUGGACCUCCCAUUGUUUUAUACCUGGUCACAGAUGCAUGCAGUGUAGGCACAUGCUUUCCCUAGUCCGUGUAUGUGUGGUGACAGUUAAGUAUUUCCUCCACCUGGCAGCCCUGAUGAGUGAGGUACAAACUCCUGCUACUCAUCAGUGCCCUCAAAUCUGCAAACGUGACACUUCAUGGUUAUUUCCCCCAAUUUUCCCUUUAAGAAUUCCUUUAAGGCAAAAUUUCUGUGACAUAAUUCAGCUUUAUGCAACCUGUGGAAACCUGUAUUAGCAUUUAUAUGAAUGUAAAUAAAAUUAGGUGCGCAAGUCAGUGGGACCUGGUGGCAUCCAUCCACGAGUCCUGAAGGAGCUGGCAGAUGCAGUUGCUAAGCCUCUGCCCAUCAUGUUUGAGAGUUCAUGGCAGUCUGGUGAGGUUCCCUCUGAUUGGAAAAAAGGAAACACAGCCCCUGUUCUUAAAAAGGGAGAAAGGGAAAACCAGGGGAACUACAGGCCGGUCAGUCUCCCCUCUGUGCCCAUCAAGAUCAUGAACCAGAUCCUCCUGGAAAGUCUGCUAAGACACAUGGAAAAUAAAGAGGUGAUUGGUAAUAGCCAGCAUGGCUUCACUAAGGGCAAGUCAUGCCUGACCAAUCUGGUGGCCUUCUACACAAAGGCUACAGAGAUGGUGAAUGGUGGCAGAGCAACUGACGUCAUCUACCUGGAUUUGUGCAAGGCGUUUGACUCUGUCCCACAUGACAUCCUGGUCUCCAAACUGACAAGGCAUGGAUUUGACAGAUGGACCACUCAGUGGAUAAGAGAUUGGCUGGAUGGUCGCAGCCAAAGAGUUGUGGUCAUUGGUUCAGUGUCCAAAUGCAGCUAAAGCAGCUUCAAAGAAUGAGUCAAUAACCCUAAAACAUCAAACCAAGGCUGAAGAGAUGAUUUUGAGAGGAGGCUUGAAAUCUCUGCUUCCCCAUGCGCUGAGAAGAAUAAUUCGAUGCAACAGACUCAGUAUUAGUAAUACUUCUGGAAUGGCAGAGGGCUAUAAACAGGCCAACGUUGUGAUUUUGCACAAGUCACUGGCUGAUGACUUUGAGAAGUUCUGCCGUGCAAAUGAUGGACCCCUGCCACUGCUGCACAGAAGUAAACCAGGUGACUGGAAAUGUCCUUCUCUGAGUAGUGAUUCUGAUAUCAGAACUGACUGCCUGCAGUAUCAAGUGUAUGAGCAUGGAGCUUGUACUGGAUCACUGACAAGUUUAAAGGAAUAUUCUGAACGACUGAAGGACAUGGUUACUUUUUAUUUAGGCUGCAGCUUCUCUUUUGAAAAAGCAGUCAAAAAUGCUGGCAUUCCUAUAAGAAACGUUGAGCAAAAAUGUAAUGUAAGCAUGUAUAAGACAGCCGUGCCUUGCUACAGCAUUUCUACUUUUUGUUGCAACUUAGUAGUCACCAUGAGACCUAUUCCUGAAAGCAAGUUGGAAGCAGCUGUGCUAGCAACAUCGAAAUUAAAAGAAGCCCAUGGAGCACCAAUUCACAUGGGUGACCCUGGUCUGCUGGGAAUACAAGAUCUUUCCAAACCAGAUUAUGGAGAUCCAGUUCACCUUCACCCUGGUGAUAUUCCAGUGUUUUGGGCCUGUGGAGUAACAGGAAUAGAAGCAGUCAUCAACUGCAGAGCUCCAUUAGCUUUUACUCAUUCCCCUGGCUGCAUGUUCAUUACUGACCUGAAGAAUGACAAUGUCACAGUCAGAUCCUCAAGAGAAGCCCCACAAGUUCACUGCAUUUCUCAAGAUCCUCUGCAUUAUAGUAUUGUGUCAGCAGAAGCAGCCCAAAAGAUAAAGACUCUAGAGACCCUAAUUGGAAUAGAUCCAGGAGACCGGGGUAUAGUCCAUCUCCAGCAGCAGGGUGAGCUGCUGAGGGCUGGCCUGGCCAUCUCCCACGCUCGGUCCGUGCUGCUCACAACUGGAUUUCCUACCCACUUCACUUACCAGCCGCCGGAGGAGAACGACGGGCCUCCGGGAGCCCUGGCGAUCGCAGCCAUAUUGCAGGCCUUGGAGAAAGAGGUUGCCAUAGUAACAGAUCAGCGAGCCAUGGAUCUGUAUGAAAAGAUUAUUGAGGAGGCUGUUCAACUAGGAAUCUUGAAGAGACCUGUCCCUCUGUUGAGUUAUCAAAAGGAAAAUGCCGAUUCAGCCUUAAUGUUUUUGUGUGAGAAUGGGAAUCCUGGAAGACCUAGAUUUGAUCACCUGAUAGCAAUAGAGCGUGCUGGGGUGGCUGCUGAUGGCAAUUAUUACAAUGCCAGGAAAGUUAACAUUAAACAUCUAGUGGAUCCCAUAGAUGAACUAUUUUUAGCUGCACAAACCAUUCCAGGAGUCUCAACAACAGGUGUUGGAGAUGGAGGAAAUGAAUUAGGCAUGGGCAAAGUAAAAGAUGCUGUAAAGAAGCACAUAAAAAAUGGAGAUGUUAUAGCUUGUGAUGUUGAAGCUGAUUUUACUGUUGUGGCCGGGGUCUCUAACUGGGGAGGCUAUGCCAUUGCUUGCGCUCUGUAUCUCCUCAGCACUUGUGAAGUCCAUGACCGCUACCUGAGGAAAGCUGUUGGGUUUCCACAGUUGUCAAAGAAGGCUGGCUGGCUAUCAGCACUUCCAUCUGUUACCAAGGAAGAAAAGCUUCUGAAGACACUUGUGCGGCACGGGGUCCGCAGUGGAAAAACUGCCAGCCUAGAAAUGGAAGUGGAUGGACUGCCCUUCUACAACACCCACUCACAUAUGAUUGAAGAGCUGCUGCGAGAAGUGCAGCAGUGACUGGCCCCAGGGCUUUCUACACCAGGGGUUGCUCCCAUGUUAAGUCCUAUUCCCUGGGCUCUCACAAGGUAUAAAAGGUCAGCAGCAGAUGACUUUUAAUCUGUGGCAUUUUGGUCACACACAACUUUUCAUUGCUACCCUUAUAACAUCUCUGUGAAGUGAGAAGAUAGAUACCACCAUGAUGAUUUGGUUUACCUUUCUCUUCUGUCAUUUUAUAACUGAUAUUAAAUUAUGCUAUAUACUAAGAUGUGAUCUGGCUUUUACAAAGAAAGCUUGUCAUUAAAAUAGUGUUGCAUUGCUCUUCCUGUUUUGCUAAUCUCGUAACUGCAACAGGAAGUAACUUGUAGCAACUUGGAUUUAAAAAUACCUUGUGGUGUGGAAAACCGCUGCACUGGAGAGGGGAGGGUCGAGACAAAAAAAAAACAACAAAAAAACAACCAACCAGUAAGUGCUACAGUAGUUAAAGUUGUUAAAUGCAGCUCCCUUGUAUGCUUCCUGUAACCCUUAUAACAUUGAUUGUCUUAUGGUGGUGGAUAGUUUAUGGAAGCGGGAGGAGAUAAGGGGAGAGGUUUAACUGAGCUAAGGGAAGCAAGGGAAGCAUUGCAGACCUUCUGUGUAAAGCGCAGGCUACACUGUUUUUGCCAUCUCUGUCUUAGUAGUUUACCAUUUAUGUAUUUUGUCCCACACUGGAUAAUACAGAAAGUUUGUAAACAUUUCAAGGUAUCCUGUUUUCAAAAAUAAAUUAACUACAUAAACAGUGAUUAAAAAUUAAAGCUUAGAAAUUCAA
Apus apus (common swift) is the source of this 4460-nucleotide messenger RNA. It is a transcript of the gene DGLUCY, whose product is annotated as D-glutamate cyclase. Lineage: Eukaryota; Metazoa; Chordata; Aves; Apodiformes; Apodidae. Gene Ontology annotation, biological process: glutamate metabolic process. The transcript has 14 exons. The record is from RefSeq and is a predicted model, not a curated record. Bases 1712 to 3673 code for a protein of 653 amino acids. Gene Ontology annotation, molecular function: D-glutamate cyclase activity.